CUUGGACGGACUCGGGGCGCACUUCAAGAUUAAUAGGACGAGAGGGUGAAUGCAUCUCGCAGGAUGAAUUCGUGCGCGCUCUACUUUUCCCAACUGCGGGCUAUGCUCGUAAGAAAUCUCCUGUUGAAGAAACGCGACACGCGGAAAACGUUUAUGGAGGUCUUUCUACCCCUUUAUAUUCUCGGAGCCUUGAUCGUGGUGAAGGUCAUGAUACCCAAUCCAAACUUUCCUGCGAUGCUGACGCAGAAGCAUGAAGGGGAUAUAUUUGAAUUAUUCAAUGGCUACAAAAACAAUACAAUCGCCGUGGUGCCCAAUUCUACGGAAACCCUUAGCUUCUUAAGCUCCAUGAAUAGCCUCUGGCUCUCUAUGUGGGAUUAUCCAGGUAAGCUUCCCUUAAACUUUAUGAUGUUCGACACGAAGGAUGAUCUGCAAGCAGCGUAUUGGAGAGAUCCUUACAGUAUACCCCUAGCAGUUAUUUUCGAGGACCCCCAACCGAUAUCGCAGCGUCUUAUAUAUGAAAUUAGAACGAAUCCUUCAUACGUCUUGCUGCCAUCGCCAACCAAAUUAUAUUCUGCUCCGGUCAGUUGUCGAAAGAAUAAGACUAGUCACUGGGUAGUCGAUCUUUUAUCGAUAAAGACCGGGGAAGCUUGUCCCGCAGACAAUUACUUGCAUUCCGGCUUUAUGGCCUUGCAGAUGUUGAUGGAUAUCACAAAGAUAAGAUUUGUAAACCCGGGAAAUCCCGAUGUGACAGUACCGGAUAUUAAACUCAUAAUGUUUCCCAAGGAAGCGUAUACUGCUGACUGGAUGUUGGCCUUCAGAGUUGUUAUUCCACUUUACAUGGUUCUUGCGCUCUCGCAAUUCAUUACCUAUCUUCUCAUCUUAAUAGUUGGUGAGAAAGAAAAUAAGAUUAAGGAGGGAAUGAAGAUGAUGGGUUUAAACGAUUCCGUGUUUUGGUUGUCUUGGUUCAUCAUUUACAGCAUCUUCGUCUUUUUGCUCUCUGCCGUCGGAGUGGUGUUGCUCUUCACCCUGCAAAUGUUUCAACACACACAUUUUCUGCCAAUAUUCCUUUUGGUAGUUCUAUACAGUUUUUCCGUGAUUAUGUUCGCCUUUAUGGUCACGCCAUUCUUCGAUAAGUCGCGCACGGCUGGUGUUUUAGGAAACUUUGCUGUUACAAUACUGAGCUUUAUAUACUUCAUUCAAGUAUUUGUUAGUGAUUCCAGCUCAGUUACAUACUGGUUGGUUUCUUUGAUCAGUCCAACUGCAUUCGCUUUGGCGAUGGAUAAGUCUCUGGUAUUGGACCUGCAAGGUGAAGGAGUAAAUUUCGACAAUCUCUGGUCCGGCCCAGGAAUACCUUUUGGUGGCAGUCUUAUUAUGAUGACUUUGGAUAUCUUUUUGUACGGCUAUCUGGCCUAUUAUCUUGACUCCGUAAUUCCAAGUGAGCAUGGAACAAAGAGACCACCUUGGUUUUGCUUUUUACCUGGAUUUUGGUGUCCAAAGAAGGUUCAAAGGGUGCCAUCGUCGAACGGUGAAUCAAACUCGUUUAUUCCGGGUGAGGAGGCGAAUCGCGACGUGGAGCCGGUGGUGCGCGAAAUGAAAGGCCGCGAAGCGAUCAGGAUAGCUGACCUCUACAAAUCAUUCCACAAGUGCAGGCAACCGGAGAUCAAGGCGGUGAAUGGCAUCAAUUUGACUAUUUACGAGGGUCAAAUCACUGCUAUUCUCGGUCACAACGGCGCCGGCAAGACCACUCUCUUCAACAUCCUCACAGGCCUGACCGCACCUACAUCUGGCACCGCUCUAAUAUUCGGUUACGAUGUGCGUGAUUUCAACGACAUGCGAGCGAUACGCAGCAUGACUGGAAUCUGUCCGCAACACGACAUCCUUUUCGAUCUACUGACGCCGCGCGAACACCUUGAGUUCUUCGCCGCGGUGCGUGGCAUUCCACGCUCGAUGAUACGACAUGAGGUGAAGAAAACCCUAAAAGACAUUGAUCUAGUCGAGAAGGCGGACACUUUCGCACGAUAUUUAAGCGGUGGACAGAAGAGAAAACUGUCUGUGGGAAUCGCAAUCAUCGGUGAUCCCAAAAUUAUUAUUCUUGACGAGCCUACUGCCGGAGUGGAUCCUUAUUCGAGAAGACAGUUAUGGUCUCUUCUCCAGUCGAGGCGACACGGAAAAGUGAUUCUGUUGACAACUCACUUCAUGGACGAAGCGGAUAUACUUGCUGACAGGAAAGCAGUAAUCAGCAAGGGAAAGCUUAGAUGUUGUGGCAGUUCUCUGUUUUUAAAGAACAAAUUCGGCAUUGGAUAUCAUUUAACAUUAGUUUUGGAGGGUAAUGCCAGGGAACAUGCUAUUAGCCGGUUAGUAACUUCGCAUGUGAGCAAAGCGGAAAAGGCAAGACGUCACGGUCGGGAAUUGAGCUUUAUUCUGCCUCACAACUCUGUAGAAAAUUUUGCACCCCUUUUUUCCGCCAUCGAGCAUGAGAUCAAGACUCGUACGAGCAGGCUUGGCAUCAAUAGCUAUGGUGUGUCGAUGACUACUUUGGAGGAGGUAUUUUUGCAUCUGGAAAAGGACGAGGAGACCGAGUGUACAAUGGACAAUCUGUCGAAAAAGAUGGUGCGUAAUCGCGCCCUCAGUCGAUCACUUUCAUUACAGUCCAAGAGCACGUCGUAUCAGAGUUUGCAGAACGAGGGUGUAAUCGUACAAGGCGACGGUCAAGGGAAAGCUAAUGAUUUGCCGGACGGUAUUCAUAAUGAUCGAAAUCCACCUGUGCUCGGUCUCGGCCUAGAUUCCAUCAAGAUUCGGCCUAACUUCUUUCAAACAAUUUAUGCCUUGUUACGUAUAAGAGUACUCAGACUCUUCAGAAACCUCCAACUGCUAUACUUCACAAUCGUCACGCCACUGGCUCUGGUAGCACUCGGUCUCUAUCUGAACAGCAUCCGAACGGUCGAUGUCAAGAUGGAGUCGCUAAAACUUAAUAGCCAUACAUACAACGAAACCAAGAUCCUGUAUUUAAAUAAUACCGAUCACGACAUUACCAAAUUGAUAGACAGUAUAACUCAAGACGCGAAGCACAUAGAAGAAUAUGAUGGCAAUUUCGCGAAUUUAAUGAAUAUUGCGCCACAUACAGCCGCCUUCAAUAUUAACGAUUAUAAUCUACCGCUACUCAACCUGACCGUCACAUACAACGAUACGAUGCAACAUUCCCUUCCGAUAUUGAUAAACAUUCUUUCGAACGCUUAUUAUAGAUUGAUCUCGGGUAAGAAUGAAGCUACGCCAAUCGAAGUCUAUACACAUCCUUUCCAGCAAACGUCGCAACCCCAACAGUUCAGUGUCGGCGCAGCCAGCAGUGCUAUCUUUCUCGGCAUGGUUUUCAUAAUAUUGCCGAUUUCUUUAGCAGUAGACAUGGUUUACGAUCGCGAGAUUAAAGCGAAGAAUCAACUUCGCGUGAAUGGCCUGUCGUUCUCCACGUACUUUCUUAGCUACUUCAUUGUGUUAGUCGGCCUGAUGAUUUUCAUCUGCCUGUGCAUCCUCGGCAUCAUAUUCCUCUUCGAUGUGCCUUCGCUACGGGAAAUACCGGCCAUCAUCACCCUCAGCAUUCUUAUCAUGUUCUACUGCCCAUCGUCUAUCGUCUUCUCUACAUGUCUCAGUUACAUCUUCGAUAAAGUGGAUUCCGCGCAAAGCAUGUUGCCGAACAUCGCGACCUUAUUCGGGUUGCUACCGUUCAUCCUUGUCAUGAUUCUUGAUAUACAAGGACUCGGUGGGACAGCUUCGUUCGCGUUGCACGUGGCCUUUUCCCUAUUGAACAGCAUGUACGUGCCGUACGCGGCGGUGUACUACGUGGACCGCGUUCAUUUGAUGUGCUCCAUCAAUGCUGCCUGUCAUUAUCUCGCCAUGUCUGAUUACCUCACUGUGGAGAUUAUAUUGCUGGCUUUUGGUGCAUUAAUACAAUGUCCGGUUUGGUUCAUAGUACUCCUCGUACUGGACAUCAAUAAAAGCGGCGGCAAUGUCAGCGAUGUGUUUAAACACUACUUUCUGCAUGAUGGUGAUUCCAUUCGUGAGGAAAUUAUGGAAAAUUCGGAUAUCGGCGAACAUGAAGAUGCAGAUGUAAAGAACGAGCGACAAAAGGUUUUCAAUUUUGUCGUUUCAGCUCUCGGUCAAGAACCGCCUUUAGUAUUGCUUCAAAAUCUGCGAAAGGAAUAUCAACAAAAAGAGUCAGGAUCAUCCUGCUGUACAAAGCGUGAAGACGAGAGGAUGGUUGCUGUACGAAACCUCUCAUUAGCGGUAGAACCGGGUGAGGUUCUGGGUCUAUUAGGUCACAACGGCGCCGGUAAGACCACGGCAAUGAAGAUCAUCAUCGCCGAGGAGGCACCAACGAAGGGUAGAGUGCAGAUCAGUGGUCAUAACAUUAACACCCACAUGACGGAGGCUUUCCGGCAGAUGGGUUACUGUCCCCAGCACGACGCUCAAUGGAAGAAUAUCACUGUAAGAGAGCAUCUGGAAUGCUACGCUGCGAUUCGCGGUGUUCCUUGGAGCGAAGUCGACAGAAUCGUGGAUCAGUAUUUAACCGGUCUACAGAUUCACGAACAUGCUGACAAGCAGAGCCAAGAAUGUUCCGGCGGAACUAAAAGAAAACUUAGCUUCGCGAUGGCAAUGGUCAGUGGACCGAAGCUGAUUCUUAUGGAUGAACCAAGCACGGGUAUGGAUCCCAGAUCAAAGAGAUUUCUAUGGGAUACGAUUCUCGCUAGUUUCCAGGGUGGUAGAGGAGUUAUACUGACUACCCACUCCAUGGAAGAAGCAGAUGCACUGUGUUCAAGAGUCGGCAUAAUGGUGAAGGGUGAACUGAGAUGCAUCGGCUCGACUCAGCAUCUAAAAAAUCUCUAUGGUGCUGGCUAUACUCUAGAGAUGAAGCUGCAGGGCGGUGACUGUACACCGACAACACCCUCCGGUGACAGGAUCACCGGCUUGAAGGAAUUCGUCGCCGGCCUUUUCCCCGACGCCACUCUAGAGGAAAGUUUCGCUGACCGGCUAGUUUUUGCCGUGCCCCAACAUUCUGUGACCUCACUGGCUGAAUGCUUUACACAAUUGGAAAAAGCCAAGCUCGAAUUGGACAUUGAAGAGUACAGCUUUAGUCAAACUACCUUGGAACAGGUGUUCCUUAAGUUCUCGCAUUAG
This is a messenger RNA of Cyphomyrmex costatus, 5169 nucleotides long. Its product is annotated as ABC transporter A family member 1. NCBI's taxonomy places the organism in Eukaryota, Metazoa, Arthropoda, Insecta, Hymenoptera, Formicidae. Gene Ontology annotation, cellular component: membrane. Gene Ontology annotation, biological process: transmembrane transport. The record is from RefSeq and is a predicted model, not a curated record. The coding region runs from base 64 to 5169 and encodes 1701 amino acids. Gene Ontology annotation, molecular function: ATP hydrolysis activity; ABC-type transporter activity; ATP binding. The transcript is spliced from 24 exons.